This is a messenger RNA of Macadamia integrifolia, 1283 nucleotides long. Its product is annotated as receptor-like protein kinase THESEUS 1. NCBI's taxonomy places the organism in Eukaryota, Viridiplantae, Streptophyta, Magnoliopsida, Proteales, Proteaceae. Bases 1 to 1074 code for a protein of 357 amino acids. Gene Ontology annotation, molecular function: ATP binding; protein kinase activity. Gene Ontology annotation, biological process: protein phosphorylation. The transcript is spliced from 7 exons. The record is from RefSeq and is a predicted model, not a curated record.
AUGUCGAAAUCAUAUGCACCCAUAGUUGGUGUUGCUGCAGGAGGACUUGCAUUGGUGGUGAUAGUCAUUGUGUUCAUGUGGUUUUGCAUGUUACAAUGCUAUGCAUGUUUUGGUAAUAACUCUUUCACUCUCCUGCUGAGGUUUACGGUGGAGUGGAACAGGCAGGCUGGAUCAAGUUCAGCAGGAGGCCCCCCUCUAUCAAGACCACAGAAAGGGAAGCAGUUCAUGCUGUAUGAAUUGGAGGAUGCAACAAAGCAAUUCAGUGAAAGCAAUUUGAUUGGACAUGGUAGUUUUGGGUUAGUCUACAAAGGUUUGCUAAGCGAUGGAACUGUUGUAGCAGUUAAAAGGCGUCGAGGUCUUCCCAGACAAGAGCAUGCUACCUAUCGGAGAUUCAUCACCGAAACCUUGUUAGCCUUCUUGGUUACUGCCAAGAAGAUGGCCAUCAAAUAUAGUGGACAAGUAUCAAAUACACAGCUGGAGUUCAAGCAAAGACUUUCCAUAGCUCUAGGGGCAGCUAAAGGUCUCCAUCAUUUGCAUUGGCUGAAACCUCCUGUAGCACACAAGAACUUCAAAACAGCUAAUGUCUUGGUUGACGAAAACUUCACCGCUAAAGUUUCAGAUGCAGGGGUUUCUAAACUAUUUGAAAGGAUUGAAGAAGCAAGUCCUUCAUCAAGUUCAAUUGACCACAAUGAUUUUCAAGACCCAGAGACAGGACAAUCAAGAUUAUUCUAUGAAAUGAGUGAUAUAUACAGCUUUGGGAUAUUUCUUUUGGAGCUCGUAACUAGCCGGGAGGCUUCACAAAUUAACCUAAGAUCUGGUGAAAGCUUCGAACAGUGGGUUAAAUCACAUGCAAGUUCAAAAGAUCUCGUUGACCAUCAACUGGCCGGCAACUUCAAUUUGGAAGGUAUGAAGGAUUUGAUCAAGUUGACAUUCUGGUGCAUGAGCUUAGAGAAACCAAAAAUGGAAAUGGUUGUAACAGAGCUUGACCGAAUUCUAGAAAAGGAGAUGACAUCGACCACAAUCAUGGGUGAGGGUACUGCCACAGUUACUCUAGGGAGCCAAUUAUUUACUUGAAUGUGAAAAUCUGAAAAUGAAUUAUGCUCAGUGUUUCUGGUCUAUUUGUGCCACACUUGUGGAAGUCAAAAUAGAGGAGUUAGCUAUGGUUUCAUUUUGUUUUUAGAUGUUUAAACGCAGUUUUCAUUUGCUUCUAUUUGGGGUGGAUGUACAUUAGAAUUUUAUUUUUAACAAGAAUGUGCUAUAACAAUUCUUCUAUCCAUGAAAAG